AUGACGAGCAUAAUCAUGGGUAACUGUUUGAGAAGAUCAACUACAGACGAUAUUUCCUUGCUGAGGGGCAGUGAUAGUGUUAGAGAAUCCUCGUCUGACCAAUUGGGACCCCCAGCAUAUCAGGAAACCCUCCCGAUACAAGCAGCUUCUCCUGUAUACCACCCGUCUCCUAGUGUAACCCGUUCAGUCACGCAAUUGACGGAGGAAGAACAGGUGAAGAUUGCGAAAAGGAUCGGUCUUAUUCAACAUCUUCCGACAGGAACUUAUGAUGGAUGCAAGAAGGCUAGGGAAUGUGUAAUUUGUAUGGGUGAAUUUUUAGUCGGUGAUGCAUUACGCUAUCUUCCUUGCAUGCACACGUAUCAUAUGGCAUGCAUCGAUGAUUGGCUGAUGAGAAGUCUUACUUGUCCUAGCUGCUUGGAGCCUGUAGAUGCUGCCUUGCUCACUAGUUACGAGACCAAUUGA
Phyllotreta striolata is the source of this 462-nucleotide messenger RNA. Lineage: Eukaryota; Metazoa; Arthropoda; Insecta; Coleoptera; Chrysomelidae. The record is from the annotation of a GenBank genome assembly.